This is a messenger RNA of Closterium sp. Yama58-4, 534 nucleotides long. The record is from the annotation of a GenBank genome assembly. Lineage: Eukaryota; Viridiplantae; Streptophyta; Zygnematophyceae; Desmidiales; Closteriaceae.
AUGAAGGGGUCCAAGGGGCCCGACAGGAAGUUGCUCGACAGGUCCCUGCAUUGCACCACGCGCAAGGGGGAGGGGGGUGACAGAGGGAGUGACAUGCAUGAGCAAGCAGCAGAGCAGCGCGGCAAGCACAUGGUGGGCGGCACAUGGUGGGCGGCACAUGGUGGGCGGCACAUGGUGGGCGGCACAUGGUGGGCGGCACACGGUGGGCGUCACACGGUGGGCGUCACAUGGUGGGCGGCACAUGGUGGGCGGCACAUGGUGGGCGGCACAUGGUGGGCGGCACAUGGUGGGCGGCACAUGGUGGGCGGCACACGGUGGGCGGCACACGGUGGGCGUCACAUGGUGGGCGGCACAUGGUGGGCGGCACAUGGUGGGCGGCACAUGGUGGGCGGCACAUGGUGGGCGUCACAUGGUGGGCAGAACAUGGUGGGCGGCACAUGGUGGGCGAGCCUCCACGUGGGCUUGCAAGGGAAUGAGUGCUGGCAAGGGGCAGUGGGAGGGAGGAUUGGGGUGGCAGCACUGACAGGGCGGUGA